UACAACCCACACAACAUUAAACAAACCAAUUAAAAUCAGUUGGUUUGUACUGCCCUCUUGCAGCUUAAGUCCCACCCGCUUGCAGCUGGCUCCGACCUCCGUUUAUACCCAUCUCAACGUCUGAGCAAUCAUGGCGAAAAGCACUAAGGAGCAUCUGGAGGAUACUUUUAAUGACCUAGCAACGGACGAGUUUAAGAGGUUUAAAAACAAACUGUGCGAUCGGAAGAAAGAAGCGGGAAUCCGAAAAGCUAAACUCGAAAAAGUUGCCGACGCUAUAGAUCUCGCCGAAUUAAUGGUGAACACUUUCACAUCUGGUGGUGCUGUUCCUGUAGCGAUCGAAAUUUUAGAGGCUAUUGGCUGUAAUGAACAAGCAGCGGAGCUCAAAGAGAACGCGGGACACAGUGUACCUGUGGCUCAGUCACGUGGGGAUGUAGUAGACUAUGGAGCAGGUCAGGGUCUGAAGGUUGAGCUUGCUCUGUCAGAUGAUUGGCAUAAACAAUUGCAUGUUGUUUUAUGCAGCCAAGAAUUUAAAAACAAAAUUCUAAAAGAAAAGGGACAGGAGAUUUACAGAUUAAAAGAAAAGUAUGGAAGAACACGUCUUGCCCUGCUGAUCAAUAACAUAGAUUUCAAUGAUAAGGCUAUGACAAGGAGAGGGGCAGACAGAGAUGAAGAAAACAUGGAAUGGCUGUUAAAGGAGCUGGAUUAUCAAGUUGUCAAGUACAAAAAUCUCUCUGCAAAGGACAUGGAGAAAGCAGUCAAGGACUUUGCUCGACGUGAAGAACAUGCACAUUCAGACAGCACCUUUGUGGUCAUAAUGUCCCACGGCAAAAGGGAUGCCAUAUUAGGUGUCCAAUAUACAGCAUCCAAUCCCUCUGAUACCUUCCCGGUUGAUCACAUCUACCGCUGUCUGAACACUGAGAAUUGUCCAGGUCUGCGAGAUAAACCAAAGGUUAUUCUUAUCCAAGCCUGCAGGGGAGGGGACAGUGGACGCAUGUGGGUCAGUGAUGGCGAGCCUGAUGAGCCAUUGGAUAUAGAGGGCGAUGACUUUGCGCACAAAGAGAAAGACUUCAUUUCUCUGAUGUCCUGCACCCCGGACACCAAAUCUUACAGGCAUGUUGAGAAUGGAACAUUUUAUGUCCAAAACAUUGUGGACGUGUUAAUGAAACAUGCACAUGAGGAUCACAUCGACGACCUGUUCCGAAAGGUUAUUCAACGCUUUGAAAGCUCAGAAAUGAUGGGGUGCUACAGGCAAAUGGCAUGUAAAGACAGAGCGUCGCUGCCAAAGUGGUUCUACCUGUUCCCCGGACUCUGAUGUUCAAGCUGUACUGAUAUUCAAGCUAUACAUGUUUGUGAAUUUUAUAGAUCCUCAUGUGCCUUUGAAUCUCCAAUGUAGUCUGAACAGUCUGAAAAAUGGUCUUUGCAAAAGAAACAAGAAAGUAAUUGUAGUUUUUAGUAAUUGUUUCCAAAUAAAUUGAUGGCUUAGAUGUAUUUCCUCUGCAGAGAAAACCUGUUCUGAUACAUAAAAGUCCUGUCCAAACAUU
Molecule: messenger RNA, 1541 nt
Organism: Onychostoma macrolepis
Lineage: Eukaryota; Metazoa; Chordata; Actinopteri; Cypriniformes; Cyprinidae
Gene: caspa
Product: caspase a
Exons: 7
Coding region: 131-1312 (393 amino acids)
Biological process (GO): proteolysis
Molecular function (GO): cysteine-type endopeptidase activity
Source: RefSeq, a predicted model, not a curated record